CUAACUCACUAGUGGUACCAUUAUAUGUGGCACUUAAUGGUACCACUAAAUAACUGCACUGGUUAACCCUAUCAAGAAUGUUGCUGCCGCCAAUAUUCAUCGUGUUGUCAUCAUUCUCUUCCAAGGGUGCCACAACCCGAAGCUCGAAAUUGUUGCUUUUCUCCACGUUAACGUUCUCCUCCUUCUCAUUUUUGCCCUGUCUCUUCGUUGACAAGGUCCUCGUCGUCAAAAAAUCCUACAUCGUCCACCAUGAUAACAUCACCGCCAUUCUCUGUCUCUUCAGCUACGGCAUCGUCAUUGCAUAUGUAUGGGACGUUCAGGUCGACCCCAAACAAGCCAAGUUGUUCAGCUCCGACACCAUCUACGUCGGCCUCGUAGUCCAUGUUGUUGUCCAUUGUAAUCCGGCGACAGCGUGAAGGGAUUUCCAACGAAGUAUUGCGGGCAGUUAUGGAAGGGUAAGAUUUUAGGAAUGGAAACAUACGCGAGAUGCAAUUAUGGUUAGUAUCAUUCCAUCCCACAAAUCACGCUCCCCAUGCAUUUAUUUUUUAAAUUUUCAAAAUCAAUCCUAUAAAUCUAGUUACACACAAAUCCUUGCUCUUUUCUGAACCAUCGGAUGUAAAAAGGCCAUCUACGGUUGGGAAGAGGGAAGCGAAAAUCACAACCCCCAUAGGGGGAAGUGAUGCUAUCCCACCCUGUCUUGGGUUUUAUCUUGGAGAUGAAGAUAGUAGGCCCCUCCAUAUCUCAUUGUAUUUCCUUUUGUUUCUGUUCCAUUUUUCUUUCGGGUUAAUAUGCCAAUAUGGUCUCUGCCUUUAUCUAAAUCAGGGUUCAAGAAGGCGUGCCUAGGCGCACGCCUAGGCUCAAUUAGGCUCUAGGCGGUGGAGGAUCGCUUUGACUUGGCCAUAUGCAUUGUAAAAGGCGCUGGUUUUGCUUAGUAGGUAGGAAUAGCGCUUAGUUUGCGCCUAAUGGAGAGAAGGCGUGCCUGGGCGAGCUUAGGCGGUUAAACCCAAUACUCUUCGUUUUGUCCUAGAAAAUCAUAAACUUGCCUCUUCCCCUAGAAAAUCAGAAACACGGGAAGUAACAUCUGUUGCCGCCUGCCGCCCUAGCUCUCGCCCCAUCUGCUACCGCCUGCCGCCCUAACUCUCACCCCAUUUGCUGCUCUCUGCGGCCGCAGGAGAAAGUCAUCGAUCACUCUUCUCGCUUUCACACCGCUCCGCUGCUAUAGUGGGAAAUAAAAUCGAAACUCGCCA
Molecule: messenger RNA, 1247 nt
Organism: Linum trigynum
Lineage: Eukaryota; Viridiplantae; Streptophyta; Magnoliopsida; Malpighiales; Linaceae
Source: the annotation of a GenBank genome assembly